Molecule: messenger RNA, 1043 nt
Organism: Vitis vinifera (wine grape)
Lineage: Eukaryota; Viridiplantae; Streptophyta; Magnoliopsida; Vitales; Vitaceae
Exons: 2
Coding region: 107-958 (283 amino acids)
Molecular function (GO): nucleic acid binding; zinc ion binding
Source: RefSeq, a predicted model, not a curated record
UUUUGUCCAAAGACUGAAUAUUAAUGUUUGUGCUAGGUAUCUUGCAUGAUGUAUAUUUAUUCAUGUAUGUAUGAUGCUUAUGUGACUAAUUGUGAGCUUUAUUAUUAUGAAUUCAGCAUCUUCUAUAUCUGCAAAUGUUAAUAACAUUCCUGUGCUUAAUGGCACAAACUUCAAGAAAUGGAAAGAGCACGUUAUAAUUGUGCUCGGGUGCAUGGAUUUAGACUUUGCAUUAAGGGAGGAUCGCCCUUCAGAUCUUACUAGUGCCAGCACUGCUGAGCAAAGGUCUACUAUGGAAAAAUGGGAGCGAUCCAAUCGCAUGAGUCUAAUGAUUAUGAAGCACUCAAUUCCAGAAGCAAUAAGGGGUGCAAUACCUGAGGAAACCCAAGCCAAGACAUUCUUGGACCAAAUAGCAAACCGAUUCGCUGCAAACGAAAAGGUUGAGACAAGCACUAUUCUUAGUAAGCUUGUCUCUAUGCGGUAUAAAGGGAAAGAGAAUAUCAGGGAGUACAUUAUGGAAAUGUCUAAUCUUGUGACGAGACUCAAGGCACUAAAGUUAGAGUUGUCGGAAGACAUACUCGUGCACUUGGUCUUGAUCUCUCUGCCUACACAAUUCAGUCCAUUCAAAAUCAGUUAUAAUACACAAAAGAAAAAAUGGACUUUGAAUGAGCUUAUUGCUCAAUGUGUGCAAGAGGAAGAGAGAUUGAAGCAAGAAAAGAUAGAAAGUGCUCACUUGGCUUCCACAUCUCAGGGAUUUGGUACCAACAAGAAAAGAAAGAGGGACAAUAAAGGAAAACAAACUGCAGUUUCUGGGACAUCAAAGCAAAAGGAGCAAAAGAAACAAGAUAAGGAGAUCACUUGUUUCUUUUGCAAGAAGGCUGGUCAUAUGAAGAAGACAUGUACCAAAUACGCUGCUUGGCGUGAAAAGAAAGGGUUGCCUAAGGAGCCGAAUGCCAACUGAUGGUGAAAGAUACAUCUAUGUGGGAAAUGGCAACAAGGCUGCAGUCAAGGCUAUUGGUCUUUUCAGAUUAUAGUUAGACUCUGGA